CUCUCCCUUUUCACAAACAGUGAAAGAGUUCCCAUUUGUUUUAUACUUUUACGUCACUGUCCCUACAAUUACGAAUCAUUCAUCCACACCCCCCCAAAACCCCAAACUUUCAUCUCCCAUCUCAGAUCCGAUCGCAUUCACCUCAUGGCCACCGCCGACAUUGUCCCCGUCCUCAUCCUCCUUCUCUCACUCUCCUACGGCGGCGCGUGGGCUCAGUCUCCGCCUGCACCGGAACCCUCAUCCGCUGCCGCCGACGGGCCUUCACCGCCUGCCAACUGCUUGAGGAGGAUGCUGAACGUGUCGGACUGCCUCUCGUAUGUUCAGGUUGGAAGCAACGAGACGAAGCCCGACGGCGCGUGUUGUCCGGAGCUCGCCGGAAUGGUCGAGAGCUCGCCGGAGUGUGUAUGUAACCUGCUCGGCGGUGGAGCGUCGGCGCGUUUCGGAGUGAAGCUCGACAAACAGAGGGCUAUGGAGCUUCCCUCUGUUUGCGGCGUUGCUCCUCCGUCGCCGAGCCUGUGCUCAGUGUUGGGUUUUCCGGCGGAUUCUCCGGCAGGAAGUGAAGGUUCAUCCUCAGAUUCUCAGACAUCAUCAGAAGGAGGCGGCAACAAAAACGGAAGUUCGACCGUACAAAUCUUUGCAGGAUUGGUCCUUCGUACACUUCUUCUGUUGGUCGGAGUCAUUGCAAUUCCCAUUUAACUUCAUAAAAAAAAAUCAUUUGUUUGGUUACCAUCAUUACAUAUUCGACAUUAUAUGAAUGCCAAUUUACUAAUACUAUAUUUUGGUCCGAUUAUAUUUUCCAAAUGAACGGAGAAAUCUAUGUAAAUAUUUUUCUCCGAGUGAA
Messenger RNA from Tarenaya hassleriana, 841 nucleotides. Its product is annotated as xylogen-like protein 11. Lineage: Eukaryota; Viridiplantae; Streptophyta; Magnoliopsida; Brassicales; Cleomaceae. The record is from RefSeq and is a predicted model, not a curated record. Bases 145 to 696 code for a protein of 183 amino acids. The transcript is spliced from 3 exons.